Molecule: messenger RNA, 2156 nt
Organism: Leptinotarsa decemlineata (Colorado potato beetle)
Lineage: Eukaryota; Metazoa; Arthropoda; Insecta; Coleoptera; Chrysomelidae
Source: RefSeq, a predicted model, not a curated record
UCAACCCUUAUCAACGAGAUAGAAAAAACUACAAACAUUUGGAUAUGGCUUUGGAUGAUUUGGAAACAUCUGAAACGCAGAAUUCUGUUGAUAUUGUGGUCUUGCCACUCAAUGUAGAUUCUCAAACGGACGAAGAAGAUGAUGACGAUGACUACAUACAAGAAAGAGAAAAUACACUUCCCAGAGAUGUAGCCGGAGAAGUAGAAUUACAUUUUCAUGACAAUGAUAGUGGAAGCAAUUAUUCAGAUGGUUCAGAUUUAGAAUAUGAUUCCGAAGACAAUGUUCCUUUGGCAGUUUUGACGAAGCGCUCUAGAAGCCAAUCUAACAAAACUAAAAAGCCAGCCAAGAAAGUUCCAGAACCGAAAUGGAAAAACGACCUACUAAAAUUGAUAUGCCAGAAACAAAUGGAUAUGCAGAUCGACUCGAAAUAAUGAAGAAUGAUCUUGAAAAUUUCAGUCCUGUACAACUAUUCGAAAAAAUUUUUGACGAUGACAUUUUUCAACAUAUUAGAGAUCAAACAAACCUGUAUUCUACUCAGAAAAAUAAUCACAGUUUUUCUGUAGAUCUGAAGAUAUUUUUUGGCAUUUUAUUGCUUAGUGGAUAUCAUAGGCUACCACGUGAAAAACUUUAUUGGAGCUUGGGCGAAGAUCUUGGUGUAGCUUUUGUGUCAAACGCUAUGUCACGGAACAGAUUCCAGGAAAUUAAAAAAUAUAUCCACUUGGCAAAUAACGAUGAGUUGGACAACAAUGAUAAAAUGGCAAAAAUUCGACCACUCAUGAAGUCAUUGAAUCAAAAGUUUCAACAAUAUGGGGUAUUUCAUCAAGAACUUUCCAUUGACGAAGCCAUGGUCAAAUAUUUUGGCCAUCAUUCAGCAAAGCAGUUUAUAAGAGGAAAGCCGGUCCGGUUUGGGUACAAAGAUUGGAUGUUGUGCGGAUCCACGGGCUAUUGUUACGCAUUUGACACUUAUUGUGGAGCAAAAAUAUCAAAAAAUCAGACAAGCGAUGAAAACCUCCCUUUAGGUUCCAAAGUGGUUUUGGAUUUGUUGGAAAUUGUGGCAGUUCCAUCUGAUCAUAUUGUUUACUUCGACAACUAUUUUACCAGCCACGCUUUAUUGAAAACCUUGAAAGACAGCGGCCAAAGAGCCACAGGCACAGUCAGAGAAAACAGAACAAAGAAAUGUCCGCUUUCAGCAGUAAAAUUAUUUCAAAAAAGGGACCGAGGCGAAUUUGAAUACGUCUACGAUAGCGACUCUCUAUUACUUUUCGUACGUUGGAAAGAUAAUAAUGUAGUAACCAUGGCCACAAAUCAUGAUUCUGUGGAGCCGCUCGGACAAGUCAGACGGUGGUCGACAGCAGCAAAAUCAAAAGUUCAAGUUCCACAGCCCAAAGUCUUUCAAAAUUACAACCAUGGUAUGGGUGGUGUUGAUCUGCAGGACCAAGCUGUAAAUAACUAUCGAAUCAACAUUCGAGGAAAGAAAUGGUGGUGGGUACUGUUCACACACAUGAUCAAUGUGUCAGUUGUUAACGCUUGGAGGCUUCAUCAACUAGCUUCACAAGAAAAAAUGGAUCUGUUGGCUUUUCAAAGAGAUAUAGCACGGCACUACCUGGUUAUGUUUCUAAAAGGAGAGUUCUCAAGAACUAGGCCCUCAGUAUCACUACCCGAUGGCAUAAGACUCCAAGAAGGUGGCCAUUUUCCAAAUAAAUUGGAUAAACAACUGAGAUGUAAGCAGUGCCACAUGAGAGCUAGAUGGUUUUGCGCAAAAUGUGGAGUUCAAACUCAUCCACCGUUCAGAAAUUUGAUUUAAAAUAAAAAAGACCGUGGGACUUAAUGGGUUGAAUGUAUAUUGGCAAUUUCUAUCAACAUUUUUGGAUCACAAAAUUUUGAUUUCACAAUACUAUGCCCAUGUAAAUUCCUAUUAUCUAAAAAUGAUUUUUAUUAUUACUAAGGCUAAGCUCUAGCUCGGAGCCCCGAUACAUUGCGCCAACAUUAUCAACCAAUGACCACUAUCCACACCGCGGGGUAAAUUAUCAUUGGGUCCGAGAAUCAUGUGACCUAAGCAAGCACAGUGAACCAAGAAAAACAGCCUUCUGCAUUUGUCCGGCAAAGAUUUCUGCUUUAAUGCGGCAUGUCGGCAUGAUAUUGAGAUUCAAGAGUUC